CCAGCAGAAGUUAAAAGAAAAAUAGAAAAUAUCAUGUUUUCCCAGUAUUAUUGCUUUUACCAUCUUGUUCCAUAUUUCUUUCUCAAAGAGAAAAAAAAAAAAUCUUGGUACCCUAAAUUCGAAAAGCUAAAGACUCCACAAAUGAAAGAAGUAUCAAAUAUCUCCAAUUGUCCAUUCAAUUUAUCAUCCUUUUCUCAUUAUACCAGUAUCAGUAGCAGAGUCCUUAGAAUUUACUCUCCAUUACUCCCCCCCUCCAAGUUCAUCACCAAUCCAAAGAAUAAUAAUAUUUGUUCGUCUCUAAAAUCUCAAAAUAAAGAAACAGUAAUUAGCCUAUCAUCAAUUUUGAGAGUUAUUCCUGAUUGGGCAGAUGGUAUAAAAGAGGAGCGGAUGCAAAAGAAGAGAUCUCUAUACAACCAUGAGGAUUGGGUUCAUCACCGAAGUUCUCUCCGUCAUGUUCGCCAUUUCAUGUCCAGUCUAUCUUCCAGAGUAGUUCUCUCUUUAAUCCCACCAGUCGUUGCUUUCACAUCUGUUGCCGCAGUUGUAGCAACUUAUAAUUCUGCCGUGUCUACAUGGCACUUGUUGCCGGAUUUCUUCCCAAUUUUGAGAGCGUCACCAUUGCCCUAUCAGUUAACAGCACCAGCUCUUGCUCUUUUACUAGUAUUUCGUACCGAGGCAUCUUAUUCGAGGUUUGAAGAAGGGAGGAAGGCUUGGACUAAAGUCAUCGCUGGGACAAGUGAGUUUGCGCGACAAGUCAUUGCCAGUGUUGUUGAUAGGAGUGACGAUGAUACAAAUACAGCCAUAAAGAAUGCAUUGAUGCAGUACAUAAUGGCAUUUCCAGUUGCCCUCAAGUGUCAUGUAAUUUAUGGCUCAGAUUUUGUAAAAGACCUGCAACAUCUGCUUGACGAGGAUGAUCUGGCUGUCAUUCUUGGUGCACCACAUAGACCUCGUUGCAUCAUUGAGUUCAUCUCUCAAAGCCUUCAGUUGUUACACUUGGAGGAGUCAAAGCGCAGUGUCUUGGAGUCAAAAUUAUCUUGUUUACAUGAAGGCAUUGGUGUCUGUGAGCAGCUUAUGGGUAUUCCGAUCCCCCUAUCAUACACUCGCUUGACCUCAAGGUUUCUGGUGCUCUGGCAUCUUACUCUUCCCAUAAUACUUUGGGAUGAUUGUAACUGGAUCGUUGUUCCUGCUACUUUUAUCAGUGCUGCUUCCUUGUUCUGUAUUGAAGAGGUUGGUGUUCUCAUUGAGGAACCAUUUCCAAUGCUUGCUCUUGAUGAAGUAUGUGAUAUGCUUCACAAUAGCAUUCGAGAAUCCAUCACAAAUGAGAAACUGAUCAGGAAUCAGCUUCUUGCAAAGAAAAAGUGUAGUAGUAGUAGCAGUAAUACUGCUCGAGGCAGCAUGAAACAUUCUACGAUUGGUCGGCACAACUUUUGAGGAUAUAGAGAGGAUACAUGUGUGCAUAGAGUCGUUUUGUUAACUUGCAGUGUAUGAAAUACAUCAUAACCACCACCAAGGCUUGAAAAGAAUAUUAUCUUCUUCCACUAUUAAUACCACUCCCUAAAACCGUCGUGAGGCUUGAGCUCCAUAGGGUAAUGUAACUUCGAAAUAAUGUAGGUAUGGAGCCCAUUGUAUAUGUAAGUUUUCUCUUUGCCUUAUAAUGUCUUUUGUUCUGUAUUAUAAAGUAUACUAACUUUCCGUGGCUAUACAAAAUUCACAUAUGUAAACUCAUUCUCUCUUUAUAUCUUGUUUUGUUCAUUAUGUUAAUUAAAUCAGUGAAGUAUUAUGACCAGUUGUUGAGAAACAUGCCACUGAUGACCAAUUACAUGUUUUUCAAUCUUUGCUGUAAACAUUCUCUUUUGGGUCCCUUGCGUGUAAGUUCCUUUUGCCACUAUUCUACAUAAUCUUUGUAUUGCUUGUACAAAGAAAAGAAAAUAAAACUCAACCAAAAAUGAUAAAAAAAAUUUUUUUUACCAGACUUUAUUGUUCUUGUUUCAAUGAAAUGAGAAUUAUGAGUAUCACGUAAAGAUAAGCUGAGGAUUGACUGCAUGUGAGAUCAAGGAAUGAUGUUGUUGCAUGCGUUAAGUAAUUCAGCGGAACAUAGACUAGGAAGUAAGUUCUAAUCAUUUGGAAUCUGAAGUCGGCCAAUCUGACAGUGAAGCAAUUGAAGUCACUGCUUAAUGAUUCCUAUCGUAGAUGUAGGAAUUGCAUCUUGUCAAGUCCCAGUUAAGGUCAUAUUCAAGUAAAGUACUUACUUUAAUUGCCUCCUGCUGUAGAUGCUUGAUAUGCCUCUUGCUGAUGAUACUUGAUAAAUGCUCUUGCAAACUGUCACUUUUUGGCAAAUUGAACCAGUGACUUAUUUAUUUAUGUGGCAAAAGAAGAAAAAGAAUUUUGAAUUAGUCGAGUAUUGUUUUUGUUAGUUUCUUGCCAUCUUAAAUAACUACUGUACCCUAUAUCAGGGAGCUUCGACUAACUACAAAUAUUACUUUAAUACAUGGCAUCCG
Papaver somniferum (opium poppy) is the source of this 2495-nucleotide messenger RNA. RefSeq names its product UPF0187 protein At3g61320, chloroplastic-like. NCBI's taxonomy places the organism in Eukaryota, Viridiplantae, Streptophyta, Magnoliopsida, Ranunculales, Papaveraceae. The transcript has 5 exons. Gene Ontology annotation, molecular function: chloride channel activity. The coding region runs from base 34 to 1428 and encodes 464 amino acids. The record is from RefSeq and is a predicted model, not a curated record.